Molecule: messenger RNA, 345 nt
Organism: Emiliania huxleyi CCMP1516
Lineage: Eukaryota; Haptophyta; Isochrysidales; Noelaerhabdaceae
Exons: 4
Coding region: 1-345 (114 amino acids)
Source: RefSeq, a predicted model, not a curated record
AUGUUCGUCUUCCUUGGCCGCCUUGCGCCGCAAAAGGGCGUCCACCUCCUUCUCGACUGCGUCGGGCCUCUGGUCCGAGCGACGGCGGGCAGGGCGCACGUGCUGGCCAGCCCAUACGCCCGCCGCUGUGCGGCGCAGAUGGCGCAGCUGCGGGCGAGCGUCGGGGCCCGGUCUUUCCGGUGUGGCGGAGGCGGCGCGUUUGUCUCCGCCGCCGCCGACUUUGGCGUCAUGCCUUCCCUCUGCGAGCCGUCGGGGCUGGUGGGGGAGGAGUUUCUCGCGGCGGGCACUCCUCUUGUCUGCGCGGCGACGGGUGGGAUGCGAGGCCGCGUCAGCUCCUCCUCAUAA